AUGCCGGUCGCCCGGAGCUGGGUUUGUCGCAAAACCUAUGUGACCCCGCGGAGACCCUUCGAGAAGUCCCGCCUCGACCAAGAGCUGAAGCUGAUCGGCGAGUAUGGGCUCCGGAACAAACGUGAGGUCUGGAGGGUCAAAUUCACCCUGGCCAAGAUCCGAAAGGCUGCCCGGGAGCUGCUGACGCUGGAUGAGAAAGACCCGCGGCGUCUGUUCGAAGGUAAUGCCCUGUUGCGGCGGCUCGUCCGUAUUGGGGUGCUGGACGAAGGCAAGAUGAAGCUGGAUUACAUCCUGGGCCUGAAAAUUGAGGAUUUCUUGGAAAGACGCCUGCAGACCCAGGUCUUCAAGCUGGGCCUGGCCAAGUCCAUCCACCACGCCCGCGUGCUCAUCCGCCAGCGCCACAUCAGGGUCCGCAAGCAGGUGGUGAACAUCCCAUCCUUCAUCGUGCGCCUGGACUCCCAGAAGCACAUCGACUUCUCCCUGCGCUCCCCGUAUGGCGGGGGCCGCCCGGGCCGCGUGAAGAGGAAGAACGCCAAGAAGGGCCAGGGCGGGGCCGGAGCUGGCGACGACGAAGAGGAGGACUGA
Molecule: messenger RNA, 585 nt
Organism: Rangifer tarandus platyrhynchus (Svalbard reindeer)
Lineage: Eukaryota; Metazoa; Chordata; Mammalia; Artiodactyla; Cervidae
Source: the annotation of a GenBank genome assembly